CUAUAUUUGAUACAUUGUUAACAACAAAAGAAGUAAAUAUGGACUGCAACAAACAAUCUACUUCGUGUAACACAAACAACGAAAUUGUUAUCUCUGGUAUUGCUGGACGAUUUCCUAAUUCUGACAAUAUGAAACAACUUCAGGAUAAUCUUUUUAAUAAAAUCGAUCUUGCUUCGAACGAUAAUCAAAGAUGGAAUACUGUUGAGUUUGACAUGCCCUCUAGACUUGGCAAGAUCAAUAACAUAGAGAAGUUCGACGCACAAUAUUUCGACAUUUCUAUGUUUGAAGCUCAAGUAUUAGAUCCUAUGACUAGAAUGUUACUGGAACACACUUAUGAGGCAAUUAUUGAUGCUGGACUUAAUCCUGAAGAGUUACAUGAAACAAACACUGCAAUAAUUAUAGGAGCGUGUUCGGCAUCUACGUUUAAUGCAGUCGUGUAUAGUAAACCUCAGAUAGCUGACCAUAUAUACGCAUCAUCAAAAUAUUUCAUGGCAAACAAGAUUUCUUCUUGGUUAAAUGUCUCUGGACCAUCAUACGUUGUAGAUACAGCCUGCAGUUCAAGUCUUUUCGCUUUAGCUCAUGCGUACACAAGAAUGAAAAACGGAGAAUGUGAUGCGGCCAUUGUAGCUGGCCUUAAUCUAUGUGUACAUCCUUACGAGACAUUUCAAUUUUUUAGUCUUGGAGUAUUGUCCGCUGAUGGUUACUGCAGACCUUUUGAUGAAAAAGGCAGUGGUUACAUGAGAAGUGACACCAUAGGAGUGCUGGUUUUGCAGAAAGCAAAAAAUGCAAAACGAAUUUACGCUACAUGUGUUAAUGUUAAAACAAAUUGCGAUGGUUUCAAAGAAGAAGGUAUAACGUAUCCGUCAUUUGAAAUGCAGAAAGCUUUACUAGAGGAGUUUUAUGAGGAAUGCAAAAUUGCACCUUCUGAGAUAUCUUAUAUGGAAGCUCAUGGAACUGGUACUGUAGUAGGCGAUCCAGUAGAAGNUAAAGCUAUUGAUCACGUUUUCUGUAAAAACAGAAAUAGUCCUUUAUUGAUGGGCUCAAUAAAAUCAAAUCUUGGACAUUCUGAGCCUGCUAGCGGUAUCUGUCAAAUAGCAAAAAUACUGAUAGCAAUGGAAACUGGUAAAAUUCCAGCAACUCUGCACUUCAAAUCACCGUGAAAAGAUCUUACUGCUGUUNUUGAAGGUAGAAUNAANAUUNUUANUGAACUUACACCUUGGAAUGGNGGGUACGCAGGUGUAAAUUCUUUUGGAUUUGGUGGCGCAAACUGUCAUGUAUUAUUAAAAUCAAAUCCGAAAAAUAAGAUCAAAAAACUAGACGACUUACCUAGACUUGUGUCUGGUCGUACUGAAGAAGCUGUUAAAACGAUUCUGGAUGAUGUGCAUAAUCGGCCGAUUGAUACAGAAUAUAUUGCUCUUUUACACAGCAGUUAUAAUAAAAAUAUAGAACGUCACCCAUAUAGAGGAUAUACUAUAGUUGGAUUAACAGAAGAUCAUAGGUCAAUUAAUAAGCUAGAAUGUUCAACUUAUUCAAAUAUAAGUAAACAAAUUUGUUUUCUAUUUCCCGGAACAGACGUCAUAUGGUGUAAUAUAGGCAAAGAAUUAAUGAAACUACCAAUAAUUGUCAAAACAAUUCAGAAAUGUGAUGAAGCACUAAAACCAUAUGGUAUAUGUGUCACGGACAUUUUAUUAAAUAAAAACGAAAUUACUUGCAAUGACAGUAUAAAAUCAUUCGUGGCAAUCAUUAGUAUUCAGAUUGCAAUAGUAGAUCUUUUACUACAUAUUGGAAUUGUGCCCGAUUAUGUACUUGGUCAGUCGAUUGGUGAACUUUUGUGCGGAUAUGUGGAUGAACUUUUUACUGUUGAGGAAACAAUUUUAAUGGCGUAUUAUAUGAGUGUUGCGUUUGAUAAAAUAAAAGUAGAACAGUGUGGUUAUAUUUCUGCUGCUUCUAAUCAAUAUGCAGAAUCUACUAAAUUAAAGCUACUAGAAUAUCUGAAUCAAAUAGCACCAUAUAAAUCUAUGAAAAAUUUUAAUUACGAAAAACUGUUUGGAUUCAAACUAUAUUUCAUUAUUUCAACACGUCAACAAAAUAAUAUAGAUAGCAUUUUGAAAGGAAUUGGGAAUCUUUACAAUAUCGGAUGUCAACCACAAGUUGCAAACUUAUAUCCGCCAAUACAAUUUCCAGUCAGUCGUGGAACACCAUUGAUAUCUCCUCUAAUAAAAUGGGAUCACUCUGAGAAUCAUUACGUUCCAAAAUUUAUUUUGGAACGUAAUGAUUCUCAGAGUGAUCCUCAAUUUCACAUAAAGCAAAUACAAACUACGCCUGAUGAAAAAGCGAACUUUUCUGUACGCGUUUAUGAUUCUCUGGACGUUAUAAUAUCUGGAGGAAUAGAAAUUUAUGGCGUUAUGGCUACAAAUAUACCUCGACAAGUUACUGAACCUAUUCAUGAUGAAUAUUGUUUUAUUGCUCAUUGUGAUCGUGCUGUGAUGUCUCUAACAGAAAUUAUACAAAUAUCAGCGCAUAUCUCGCUUGAAUGUAAUCCAGUACUANAGGCAAAUUUUAUUGAAUUAAUUGAAGAUGUUGACACAGUUACAGAGCAAGAUCUAAUCUCUACAAUCCUUUAUGACAUUUUAAAUAAUUUGCCAAUGAUCGAACCAAAUGUUNCAUUGGUUGCUCCAGCUAAUCGUUUCAAAAAUAAUGAAUUAUCUCCAAAUAUCAAGCANUCCGACAAUUUGACAAAAGAUAACAAUUUCCUAAUGAUUAUUGUUUUCAAACUUUUAACAAAAAACANAAGUGAAUUAAUCAAUACAUUAUUGUCUACAUUAAAGGAAGGUUGCUUUGUGCUGUCAAGAGAAAAUCUCACUGAGUCCUACAAUUAUACAUUAUUACAACAAUAUAAGUUGAAUAUAGUUUUAGAGAAACGUACAGAGAAAGAGGCAUUUGUGCUUUUAAGAAAAACACAAAGCAUUGUACCGCAAGAAGUUAUAUAUAUAAAUAACUCUGACUUUUCGUGGAUUAACAAGUUGAAGUCUGCAUUAAACAUGGAUGAUAAAUUAAACGCAUCCACAAGAACAAUAUUAGUUGCGGAAGAUUUUGAAUGUGGCAUAUUGGGUUUUAUCAAUUGUUUACGAAAAGAGCUGAACAAAACAGAUGACAAGAUUAGAUGUGUAUUUAUCCAAGAUGAAAAUGCGCCGAAAUUCUCUUUAGAAGACUCUCUAUACAUAAAUCAAUUACACUUGGACUUGCCUAUUAAUAUUUUACGCCCCAACAAAGUUUGGGGAUCGUAUAGACAUCUUCCGUUACCACAACUAAAACCAAAAUUGGUACAGCAUGGUUAUGUCGCUCAGAGUGUGCGAGGUGAUUUGAGCAAGUUGCGUUGGGUUGAAGGCCCGAUAUCUUCUGAUUACAAACAAGAAAAUCUCGUACGUGUAGUUUACGCAUCACUUAAUUUCAAGGAUAUUAUGAUAGCUACUGGUAGAAUUCCUCUGGAUACUUCUGAAAAAGAAGCAAGAAAAGUCGAUUCUUUCCUAGGUUUUGAAUUCGUCGGGUUCAAUGCAACUGGUGAAAGAAUAAUGGGAGUAUCUACUGUAAGAGGAAUCACAAAUCUUAUUGUGGCUGAUCCACAACUUUGUUGGAUCAUUCCUGACAAAUGGACGUUUGAGGAUGCUGCAACUGUCCCAGUUGCUUAUUGUACGAGUUAUUAUGCUUUGUACACACGUGGAAAAUUAAAGAAAGGAGAUAAAAUUCUUAUCCAUUCCGGAACUGGUGCCGUUGAGCAAUCUGCAAUUUAUCUCGCGCUUUUUGAAGGAUGUGAAGUUUUCACAACUGUUGGAACACCUGAGAAACGAAAGUUUAUAAGAGAAAAAUUUCCUUCUAUUCCUGAAGAUCAUAUAGGAAAUUCUCGAGACACCAGCUUCGAACAAAUGAUUAGUCAACAAACAAGAGGUCGAGGUGUGGACAUCGUGCUAAAUUCUUUAGCAGAAGAAAAACUGCAAGCAUCUAUUCGGUGUUUGGCAAAAGGUGGUCGCUUUUUAGAAAUUGGAAAGUAUGAUUUACUAUCUAACAAUACUAUAAAUUUAAAAGAAUUUUCAAAAGGCAUUAGUUUCUAUGGAGUUAUGUUAGAUAAACUAUUUAUUAGUACUGAUGUAUCAAGAAAAAUAAAUAUUCGUAACUCGAUAAACACUAUGAUUCAGCGUGGAGCGAUCGUACCACUUGUAAGAGAAGUUUUUGAACAACAUGAGAUAGAAACCGCUUUUAAACAUAUGGCAGCUGCAAAACAUAUAGGAAAAGUAAUCAUAAAAGUACGUACAGAAGAGAAAAAUGUGGACGCUCCUAUUCUCGCGUAUCCUCAAUAUUUCUGUCAUGAACAUAAAUCUUAUAUUAUUUUGGGUGGUUUAGGCGGUUUUGGCCUGGAGUUAACUGACUGGUUGAUUCUUCGUGGCGCUCGAAAAAUUAUACUCAUUUCACGAAAUGGUAUAAAGAAGGGUUAUCAAAACUCAAGAGUAGAGUUAUGGAAAUCGUAUGGAGUAAAUGUGCACAUAAUGACAGGUUUUGACGCAUCUACUCAUAAAGAUUGUGCUUCCAUUUUACAUUCUGCCAACGAAUUAGGACCAGUAGAUGCUAUAUUUAAUCUCGCAGUUGUGCUAAAAGAUAAUAUUUUCACGAAUCAAACACCGGAAACAUUUGAAGAAACAUUUCAGUCGAAAGCUCUAGCUACAAAGCAACUGGACAAUUUGUCUAGAAAAAUGUGUCCUCAUCUGCGACAUUUUGUGGUAUUUUCAUCUGUUUCUUGUGAUAAGGGAAAUCCUGGACAAACUAACUACGGUAUGGCCAAUUCGAUAAUGGAAAGAAUCUGCGAAAAAAGAGCGCAAGAUGGAUUACCUGGCAUGGCUAUUCAGUGGGGUGCGAUAGGUGACGUCGGUCUUGUCGCUGACAUGCAACAAAACAAUAAAGAACUAGUUAUCAGUGGAACAUUGCAACAACGAAUAUCAUCUUGUUUAGAAUCACUAAACACUUUCUUAAUGCAGAAUCGACCGAUUGUAAGCAGUAUGAUUGUAGCUACAAAAUCGAAANNNUCUGGNGAUAUUCUGCANGUUGUGAUGAACAUUAUGGGAUUAAAAACUUUAAAAGGAGUUGGAGAACAUGUACUCUUGUCUGAACUAGGCAUGGACUCAAUGAUGAGUUUAGAAAUUAAGCAAACAGUAGAAAGAGAAUUCAGUGUCUUUUUCACAAUCCAAGAACUCCGAAAUCUUACCUUUGCUAAGCUCAAAGAAAUAGCUAAAAAAGAUAUGUACGACCAAAAGAAUAGUGAAAAACAACUUGACACAGAUAACUCGCAACAUAUAAAAGUCUUUAAUCUUUUCCGGUUAAUAUCUGACUUAGAUAUAUUUUCAAAAAUUUGUAUAGAGCUCUCUACACAAGGAGAAGUAGGUAGAAACCAAGUAUUUCUUUUGCCAGGAAUUGAAGGAUUUGCUAACGUAUACAACUCAAUAGCUUCAAAAAUUAAAGCUCCUGCAAUAUGCCUACAACAUAGUUCUAUUAAUCUUCCUGAAUCUGCUCACUCUGUAGUACACUCAGCCACUGAUCUUCUACCUCAUAUUUUAUCAAAACUAACAGAUUCUACAGAAUUUGUAAUUGGCGCGUAUUCAUAUGGAUCUCUUAUUGCUAUUGAAAUGGUAAAACAAUUAGAAGCUAAAAACUUUCGAGGACGAUUAGUAUUAAUCGACGGAGCUCCCAAGUACCUAAAACACUUACAGGAAACAUUUUUCCCGUUUACUAACAAUCAAGAAUUUCAACUUAUUGUGUUAAAACAAUUAAUGGAUGUGUUUAAUAUACCUGUAUCAGAAGUGAUUAUAUCAGAAAUGAGUAAAUAUGUUACCUGGGAAGAAAAACUAAAUAUUUUAAUCAAAAAUAACUCUGAAAUAGCCAAUACGAUUUCUACUGAUUCUAUUAAAAUAUUUUGUACAACAAUUUACAAACAUUUAAUUGCUAUUCGAGAAUAUGAUAUGUCUUCAUUGGUUUCAAUCCGGUCACCUAUAAUAUUAUUGAAAGCAACAAAUUCAUUACUUCCUUCGGCAGAAGAAGAUUUCGGUCUAAAUAAGAUAAGCAAAAAUGUACAAAUUCACUACGUAGAUAGCAAUCAUAUAUCAAUAAUUAAUACUGAACAGGUUGCAGCUGCUAUUAAUGGACAAAUAAAACAAGAGCAAUAAAUAGUUUAUCGUCGAGAAAAAUACCAAGAAAAUGUAAAAGUAUUAAGUAAUUUGCUGUCAAUUUAGCAAAAACAAACAAUUAUCUGGAAAAGAUAUGCAAAAUUUCUGGAAGAAUGAGCAAUCUAAAAAAAUUUAUAUACCAAGUGUCUUAAUAUACAUGAAUCUAAUAAUGACUAUUUAGUGGAAACUAUGACUCUACUAAUCUCAACAUUAUUGUAACGAUAUCAAAAUUGAUUUAAUUUAACUUUGCGAACUCAAGCAUAUAAAAAAUAGAUAAAUCUUUUAAAAACAGACAAUUGUUUUCAGGAAAUUUUUUGUUUUCUGUAAAUUGACAUCAACUUAUUAUUAUUGCUUUUUUCUUGCUGUUGUUUUGAAUACACACUACGGGUUGGUUGUGAGUUGUGACUAAAAAAUAUGGAGUGUGAUUAAAAAAACUACUUUUUGUAAAUCGAAAUAAAAUGGAUUUUGAAGUGAAAUUUAUAUAUAUUGAGUUUCUAACGAU
Pseudomyrmex gracilis is the source of this 6711-nucleotide messenger RNA. RefSeq names its product fatty acid synthase-like. Gene Ontology annotation, biological process: fatty acid biosynthetic process. The transcript has 20 exons. NCBI's taxonomy places the organism in Eukaryota, Metazoa, Arthropoda, Insecta, Hymenoptera, Formicidae. Gene Ontology annotation, molecular function: fatty acid synthase activity; oxidoreductase activity; 3-oxoacyl-[acyl-carrier-protein] synthase activity. The record is from RefSeq and is a predicted model, not a curated record.